Messenger RNA from Saccostrea echinata, 517 nucleotides. RefSeq lists its product as uncharacterized. The record is from RefSeq and is a predicted model, not a curated record. NCBI's taxonomy places the organism in Eukaryota, Metazoa, Mollusca, Bivalvia, Ostreida, Ostreidae. The transcript is spliced from 2 exons. Bases 35 to 517 code for a protein of 160 amino acids.
CGUACAAAUCAGGAAAAGACAGAACCGUCACCAUAUGCACACACCAAAGACUCCGGAGAUACAAAUCAACGUAAGUUUUCCAGAGACCUGGCCAAUAGUGUUGCCGAUUGUUGGAAGCUUUCUUAUUCUGUCGACCAUAGUGACGUGCUGUUUGUGGCGUUACGUCAAAAAACAAAAACGUAAAAUCAACAACGGAUUUCAAGCCAACAACAAUUGUGAUAAAACAACUGAAAAAGAUUACAAACAUACAAAAAUAAAUAUGAGAAGAAACGCUGUUCAUCCCAGAGACGAGUACGGGAACGUAAAUGAACUAAAAAACCAACUACAUCCCCUGGGGGUGUUCACUAGGAAAGGUAAACCAUUACCGUUUGCCAGGGUAUCUCCUACGUUUCUUCCGGAAAGAAAGGAAACCAUAAAGAGUAUCAAAAGCCAUAACGAUAUUUUCAAUAUUUACAAGUCCUCUGUGAAUGACCCGCAUAUACACCGGACAGGACGGCGUGUUAGUAAUGAAGUGUAG